Molecule: messenger RNA, 2124 nt
Organism: Loa loa (African eye worm)
Lineage: Eukaryota; Metazoa; Nematoda; Chromadorea; Rhabditida; Onchocercidae
Product: pregnancy-associated plasma protein-E
Exons: 13
Coding region: 1-2124 (707 amino acids)
Source: RefSeq, a predicted model, not a curated record
AUGUGCAAAAAAGAGAGAGGAAGAGUAGUUUCCGAUUAUUGUUUGUCAUCUAUCGGAGUACCAGAUGCUGAAGUUUGUACUGCAUCAACGAAGGCUUGGCUGCCAGAUGUGCAAGAUUGCGAUGAUGUAAGCGACAAAUGUACAUUGAAAUUGAAGCCUGAUGUUGAAACACAACUGGAAAAGUUGUCCGUAUGGUUUGCUUGGAAUGCAGCUAGUGGUAUACGAUUUAUUAAAAUCCUCUUCACCGAUGGUACUUAUGAUACGUUUGAACAGAUUUAUGCACAUUGCGAUCAACCGCUAACUUUGCGACUCACUUCGCAGAAACGUGUCAAAGAGGUCCAAAUUAGGACGAAUAAUCCAUUUGUAAGUAUUGAUGCGAUACAAUUCGUCUCAUUUCCUUUAAAUUCUUUAUGUUCACACUGUUUGCCAUAUCGCUAUCGUAUCUACCGUACACCACCAUUUCCGGAAGGUUUCAGGUCAACGACAAACUAUAACAUAAUUGAUAGUACAGUUAGAGAAGGCAUCACUUACACCUAUUCAGUAGCUGUUGAAAGUGGAGGAAUUGAAGGAUUGCAUUCACCAAGUACCACUUAUUUCUACAACAUGAAUGUGUGUGGUGAUGGCAAACGAAGUAGCGAUGAGGAAUGUGAUGACGGGAAUUUAAAUGAUGGCGAUGGUUGUUCGCAGGAUUGUCUCGUUGAGGAAAAAUUUCAUUGUGUUGAAGAAAACAAAUUAUCUCCAAGUAUUUGUUAUAUUUACGAGGGAGACGGUGAAUGUGAACCAUUUGAACGAGGUGGUUACAGUAGUGAUUGCAAAAGUAUCAGUGCAUCAACACUUCAUUCACAAUAUUAUCCAACAUUCGUUUAUGCCUAUUCGAAGAUAUUACAAAAGAAUUGUUCAUUGCAAAUGCUUUCCUCUGCUAUCCUGACUACAGGCUGUAAUAUCCGACCAUCUGAUUGGGGUACGUGUUCUCAACUUGCAGAAGCAGGUGAAAUUUCACUGCAUGCCUCAUUUCCAAGUGAAAUCUUCCCAACCAGCAUCCUGAUAGGUUUCGAGACAGUUCUGUCAACUGGAUCAAAACCAGUUUUGUCUAUUAUUGGAAUUAAUUUACAAUAUGUUAACAAGACAACGAUAAGCCUGGAAGAACAAGGAAUUCUGUCAUGUGCGCAGAAUCCUUUGGAAGUUGCAAUACCGUAUACACUUGUUGGUCGAUUGUCAAAUGUGAAAACCGUUCAUCUUCAUGUGUCAAAUCCAUCUCAAAUCGUUAUCACUGCAAUCACUCUGCGAUCAUUCAAGUUGUUUGACUUGUUGACUCUUCAAACUUGUGCAGCUGAAAACAAGUACUUCGAUCCGGUAGGUGGUUUCUGCGUGGCAAAAGAUUGCCGAUCGUUGAGUACUAAUUCAUGUAUACCAUUAAAUAUCCCAAGGUCACGGCACGAAUGUCACAGUACAGCAUGUACGUAUACAUGCGAAACCGGAUUUAUGUUUGAAAAUUCGCAAAAAACCGCAAUAGUCCAAUGCUUGAACGGUCACUGGGUCGGAAUUGUGAAUUUAGCCUGCCAACCGACUCACUGUGCCAUUCCGAAAAUUGAGCAUGCUGACGUUGAUUGUCCAAACGGGACACGUUAUCGUGAUCGCUGUAUAUUUCGGUGUAGAAAUAAUGCAAUAAUGAUUGGACAAAUAAAUUAUAUCACUUGCGAAGAAAAUGGUUUAUGGAAAGUGCCAGAAGCAUUUUGUCAGGUUGUUUGUCCACAUGAAGGAUUAUUGACGCGUAAUAUUUCCUAUGAUUCAAUCAACUGCAAAGUGAAACGUAUUUAUGACACGCAGACUUCUUAUCCAGUAUCCACUGUAUGCAAAUUAAAUUGUCGUCGACAUUAUCGUGCAUCACAUAUGCAAUCACUGCAUACUAAGAUUCGUUUGAUUUGUUCGGAUGACGGUGUUUGGAUUGGUCCAACCUGCAUAUCAAUUACAUGUCCUUCACCAAAGAUCGUAUAUAUCGGAUCGUAUAACUGUACAAACGGUUUCGAGAUUGGUUCCAGUUGUCGGAUUCAGUGUCCUGGAACAACUCAGGUUUUUUCUUAUUUGCGAGGUCUUUGUCGCGAAUUCCGAUUCGCGAGACUCUAA